Messenger RNA from Cinclus cinclus, 3096 nucleotides. It is a transcript of the gene DAGLA, whose product is annotated as diacylglycerol lipase alpha. Gene Ontology annotation, cellular component: postsynaptic membrane; dendrite membrane. The coding region runs from base 1 to 3096 and encodes 1031 amino acids. Gene Ontology annotation, biological process: lipid metabolic process. Lineage: Eukaryota; Metazoa; Chordata; Aves; Passeriformes; Cinclidae. The transcript is spliced from 19 exons. The record is from RefSeq and is a predicted model, not a curated record.
AUGCCAGGGAUUGUCGUGUUCCGCCGGCGCUGGUCUGUGGGCAGCGAUGACCUGGUUCUGCCAGCCGUCUUCCUCUUCCUCCUUCACACCACCUGGUUUGUGAUCCUCUCGGUGGUGCUCUUUGGGCUGGUGUACAAUCCCAACGAGACGUGCUCCCUAAACUUGGUGGACCACGGCCGGGGCUACCUGGGAAUCCUGCUGAGCUGCAUGAUCGCCGAGCUGGCCAUCAUCUGGCUCAGCAUGCGCGGGAGCAUCCUGUACACGGAGCCACGGGAUUCCAUGCAGUACGUCCUCUACGUCCGACUGGCAAUCCUGGUGAUCGAGUUCGUGUACGCCAUCGUGGGCAUCGUGUGGCUGACGCAGUACUACACCUCCUGCAACGACAUCACAGCCAAGAGUGUCACCCUGGGAAUGGUGGUGUGCAACUGGGUGGUGAUCCUGAGUGUGUGCAUCACUGUGCUGUGUGUCUUUGAUCCCACGGGACGCACCUUCGUCAAGCUCCGCGCCACCAAGCGCCGGCAGCGCAACCUAAGGACCUACAACCUCAGACACCGCCUGGAAGAGGGACAAGCCAGCAGCUGGACACGCAGGCUCAAAGUGUUCCUUUGCUGCACACGGACAAAGGACUCACAGUCGGAUGCCUACUCCGAGAUAGCUUACCUUUUUGCUGAAUUUUUCCGAGACCUGGACAUCGUCCCCUCCGACAUCAUCGCGGGGCUGGUUCUCCUGCGGCAGCGGCAACGGGCCAAGCGCAGCGCCGUGCUGGAUGAGGCAAACAAUGACAUUUUAGCUUUCCUGUCUGGAAUGCCAGUGACUAGGAACACCAAAUACCUGGAUCUGAAGAAUGCGCAAGAGAUGCAGCGGUACCGGGAGGUGUGUUACUACAUGCUCUUUGCCUUGGCUGCCUAUGGAUGGCCCAUUUACCUCAUGAGGAAGCCCACAUGUGGACUCUGCCGCCUGGCCAGAUCCUGCUCGUGUUGCUGCCUGUGCCCGUCACGUCCGCGCUACGCUCCCGGCGUCACUAUCGAGGAGGACAACUGCUGUGGCUGCAAUGCCAUCGCCAUCCGGCGCCACUUCCUGGAUGAGAACAUGACCUCCGUGGACAUCGUCUACACUUCGUGCCACGAUGCUGUUUAUGAAACCCCUUUUUACGUGGCCGUGGACCAUGACAAGAAGAAGGUGGUCAUCAGCAUCCGUGGAACUCUGUCUCCGAAAGAUGCCCUGACGGAUCUGACGGGGGACGCGGAGCGCCUGCCGGUUGAGGGGCACCAUGGAACGUGGCUGGGACACAAGGGAAUGGUGCUGUCUGCUGAGUACAUCAAGAAGAAGUUGGAGCAGGAGAUGGUGCUGUCCCAAGCUUUUGGACGAGAUUUGGGGAGAGGAACAAAACACUACGGCCUGAUUGUGGUUGGGCAUUCCCUUGGAGCUGGCACAGCUGCCAUCCUGUCCUUCCUUCUGCGUCCCCAGUAUCCAUCCCUGAAGUGCUUUGCCUAUUCCCCCCCAGGUGGGCUGCUCAGUGAGGAUGCCAUGGAGUAUUCCAAGGAGUUUGUGACUGCAGUGGUGCUUGGCAAAGAUCUGGUGCCCAGGAUCGGGCUUUCUCAGCUGGAGGGAUUUCGCCGACAGCUUCUGGAUGUUCUCCAAAGAAGCACCAAACCAAAGUGGCGGAUCAUUGUGGGGGCUACCAAGUGCAUUCCCAAAUCUGAGCUUCCCGAGGAGCCGGAGGAGAACUCGGUGACGAGCAACAGGCUCUGGACACAUCCCAGUGACCUGACCAUCGCCCUGAGUGCCAGCACCCCCCUGUACCCCCCUGGCCGCAUCAUCCACGUGGUGCACAACCACCCUGCCGAGCAGUGCUGCUGCUGUGAGCAGGAGGAUCCCACCUACUUUGCCAUCUGGGGGGACAACAAGGCCUUCAACGAGGUGAUCAUUUCCCCGGCCAUGCUGCAUGAACACCUCCCCUAUGUGGUCAUGGAAGGGCUCAACAAGGUCUUGGAGAACUACAACAAGGGGAAAACAGCUCUGCUUUCUGCAGCCAAAGUGAUGGUGAGUCCUACAGAAGUGGAUCUCACCCCGGAGCUGAUAUUCCAGAGCCAGCCCUUGCCCAGCUGCCCCACCGUGCAGAUUGGAACUGGAGCCAUCCCAGCAGACAGGAGGAACAGCAGCACCAAGAGCAAAUCCCAUUCGGAAAUCAGCCUGGAGGGAUUCUACGAGACGAAGCCGCUUUCUCCCGUGCAGAAGGACCCCGUGGAGCUGCUUCUCCUGGACACUAAGGAACGUCUCUCCGUGGAGCUCCAGGACCGCCGUGCCCCUCUGGCCACCAUGGAGAGCCUCUCGGACAACGAAUCCAUCUACAGCUUCGAUUCCCGGCGCUCCUCCGGUUUCCGGAGCAUCCGGGGCUCCCCCAGCCUCCAUGCGGUCAUGGAGAAGGAUGAGACGCACUGCUUUUAUAUAGACCCCGCUAUCCCUGAGGAAAACCCUUCCCUCAGCUCCCGGACAGAGCUGCUGGCUGCUGACAGCCUCUCCAAGCAUUCCCAGGAGACACAGCCCCCAGAAAACGUCCUCAACAGCGGCGGCACCACCCCGCAGCGCCGCUGCAGCGCCGAGGGCACCGGGAGCGACGGGGAGCGUGCAUCCUUGUCCCCUCGGGAAGAGCCGGCGCUCCAAAACGGCCGCCUGGCCGAUGUUCCCAGUCCCCAGGUGCUGGAAUUCGCCGAGUUCAUCGACAGCCUCUUCAACCUGGACAGCAAAAGCAGCUCCUUCCAGGACAUUUACUGCAUGAUGGUGUCGGAUAGCUCCAGCGACUUCGCGGAGAUUCCCAAAUCCGUCAGCGACCAGGAGAUCCUGCUGAGGGCGCAGUACGAGCCGAACUUAGUCCCAAAGCCCCCGAGGUUGUUUGCGGGCUCGACGGAUCCUUCAUCAGGAAUCUCCGUGUCGCCCUCUUUCCCCCUUAGUUCAUCCGGAGAACUCAUGGAUAUCACUCCCACGGGUGUGAGCAGCCAGGAGUGCCUGGCCACGGACAAAAUCCGGACUUCCACCCCCUCCGGACACGUAACCAGCCCUGCCAAGCAGGACGACCUCAUGAUUUCAGCCCUUUAG